Molecule: messenger RNA, 1026 nt
Organism: Eufriesea mexicana
Lineage: Eukaryota; Metazoa; Arthropoda; Insecta; Hymenoptera; Apidae
Exons: 3
Coding region: 1-708 (235 amino acids)
Source: RefSeq, a predicted model, not a curated record
AUGAAGAAACCGAUAAGACAAAUCGCCCUCUGCAUUCUCCUCACGAUAUUAUCGUCGAGACAUCUCGCGUCGUGCACGAAAACUUUUUCCCAAGCCGAAUUUAACUCUGAGGAAAAUAAAAGAGAUUUAAGCGAUUUUUCGUUGAUGGACUUCGUGAAUUUGAAUAAAGUCAAUGACGAAGCUAAGGAGAGUCAGCAGGUAUCUAAAUUAUUGGCAAAUAAGUUGAAUAAUUAUGGUAAUGGAUUUAUAGAAAAGAGAAAUUUGAGGAAACGAAGUUACUUUAUGGAUGAUGAUACAACGAAGCAGCCAAUUGUUAUUAAUAAUAUACAGAUUAUUGUGAGUGAAAAUAGAACAAAAUCUGGUAUAGACACGUGUAAAAAUGGUAUUUGCAAUGUUUCUGUAUCAUCGAAACUAAAUGGAGAAGGUGAUAUUGUAACCGAUGUUCACUUUAAUGUAAUUACGAAAUUGGAGACUAAUUUUGAAACACAUGAUAUUCCCAUUGUAGAUGGAAUUCGUGGUGUCAAAAAUACAUAUGAUCAUUCACGUUCAUUGGCAUAUUUAUACGGUAUUCCACAGAUCCAGAGUCGAUACCAAGGUGGAGAACCUUGGUAUCAAGGUCAAAGGACUGUUCAAAGACCUCAAAUUAGAUUCACCGUCGACGACAAAAUUGAACCACCAUUUAGUAAAACUCAAUCGAAUAAGGAAUAAAGAUCAAGAAAUUAUUAGUAUCUGAUAAUCUUUAUGUAAAUUAUAUCAUUAUGUUUAAUAAAAUACAAAUUCUAUCAAUACAUAACGACCAAUAUUUUACUACCUUAUAAAAAGAUUUUAAACGGGGCAAGAAAUAUUCGCAGUUGCUUGUACACAUAUUUAAAUAUACACCGCAUUAAAUAAGUAAAUAGAAUAUUAAUAUUCUAGUCAUAGAAAAUAAAGAAUUCUUGAGAAAUGUGUUCCCUCUGAAAAUACUCCUCAUGAAAUGGCAUCUCUGAGCGUAACCUUCGAACUUAAACUUAACCACAGAUGUCGCUA